Messenger RNA from Moneuplotes crassus, 2341 nucleotides. The record is from the annotation of a GenBank genome assembly. NCBI's taxonomy places the organism in Eukaryota, Ciliophora, Spirotrichea, Euplotida, Euplotidae.
CAUGGAGUCUGUAUUCAGUCACCCCCAUUCUUCAAAGUAUCAUGUUGAUUCUAUAAUGAAUCAGAAGAUUUCUAAUCAGAAGAAAUCUAACAAUGAAAUUAAGAUAAAAUAAGCAUAAAUCUCUCGGAAAUAAGAAACGAUCUGGUGCGAACUCAAGCCUCAGCUUAAUCAAAGAAGAUUAUAAUAAAUGAUUAAAUAAUUUAAGACACAUGAAUAAGGCAUGUAAAUAACAUAACAAUCGAGACAUCUAAAAAUAACCCAAUUCCUCAAAAAGGUCUUCCUAUCACUUGAACAAGAGGGAAUAAGAUAGGAGUUUUUAAUCGAAGAUCAGGCAAAUAUAAAUAAAGAUAAGAAAAUGUCUAGCUCUCCACUAAUCACAAGACGAGUUAGAAAAGAAGCUGAAAGUACUGGGAGGAAAUCAUCUCGGCCAAGUAAAAAUGGAACUACGAGCUCUAAGAGAGCUCUGAAGAACCAGAAAGGAAAAUUACAGAUUGUGAUCCAUGAAAUGGGACAUGAUAGUCAGAGUCCUACAUCAAGACAAGCUAGGAACGGGAGAGAGUACCCCUCUUCUUCUCGAGUUUAUGAUAACUUAAAAUCUAAGAAAAAUUUGAAAUCUUGCAAGUCUAUGCGAAGUAUCGAGCCUCAGUCUUAUUCAUGAAGGAAUAAGAAUGAAGAAUAUAAGACUUAUAAAAAUAAAAAUCAUAGAUCAGCUAGAGAUAAUAAGGCAACCUAUUCCAAUUAUCUUUCUUCUGAACCUUUAUCCAAUCUCCCUGUGUUUAACACACUUGUUGAGUCUCAUGGACCUAAGCGAUCGAUUGAUUCGAGUAGUGGCUUAUCUUGUAAGAACGAUCGCAACUCCUUGAGUAGUAACAGAGGUGGAAGUGUAAGAUGUAGUCAGAAAGCAAGUUCAAAGAACUCUAAAAUAUAUGUUUACGACAGUAAUCAAUAUACUUCAAAUAUGUACACGAAUGAGUACUCUAAUUCUGCACAAACAAGCCAGUUUACCUUUGGACCAGGACCUGACUCCAAGACUUCUGAUAUUGCUUACUCAGGUCAAACUUCUGCGAACAAGAGUAUUAACAAGGACAAUAUUUUGAGUAAAAUUAGUGAGACAUCUUUAAAGAAGAAAAUUAAGCAUAAGAGCAAAAGAUCUACUGCUUCAGACAAACACCACAGAAGUAGCUCCAGAGGUUCAAAAAAUAAAAGGGGGCCAAAGAGAAGAUCAUCUCGAAGCAAACACCCUGGGCUAAAUGGGUAUUUUGGUAAAAACUCAAUGAAAAGACCUACUUCAAAAUCACGUAAUGAGUUAUAUAAAUCUUCUUCAUCAAAUAAUUACCAGCUUCAGUCAAAAGCAAGUCUCAAAUUAGGAGACUUCUUGCAUUCUGGCAUGACUCCGAAUAACAGAUCUUUCUUGAAAAAUCAGGAUCUCCCUAGCAUGAGUCCAUUUUUGAGCAGAAUGACACAAAAAUCUAAAAACUCUCGAAAUGAAGCGCUUUUCAAAGUACAGACGAACCAAAAGAGUUGUGAGAAGUUUCUUAAUCUACUCCCAAGUUGAAAGGGACCUACAAAGAAAUCGAGGAACACAAUUUUGACACAGAUAAAGUCAACUGCUCAUGCUAAGACAAACUCGUACUUCAACAUCCCUGGUUGUGCAUAUGGCACUGAUGAUAAAAGUGGAAACUCAAGUUCUGAGAGGAGCUCUAGAUCUAGAGCAAGAAAGAAACACAAAAUAGAGAAGGCAAGAAGCUCUUUACUCAACAAGAAAUUACUUAAAAAUAAUAAGAGAAAAAGCAGCUUCGUGCCUGCCAAUAAUUGCUCUGGUGCUUCCACUCAGGGCAGCUCGAUUAAGGAUUUUAAAGGAACUAUUAAGAAAAAGUUUCAGCAAAAUUGAUAUUAUAAAUCCACUCAGAAUCCUUCUACAAAUCCUAAGAAGAAAGUAGAGGAUACUAGAAGCCAUCAUAUCAAAUAUGAAGCGAUUAGUCCAAAAAUAAUCCUUGUAGAUGAAAAUAAUCCUGAGGAGGAUUACAGGUUAGAUUUGCAUAACAAGUUAAGGCAUAAGAAUAAAAAUCUCCAUGAGUAUUUAGUGAGUCGUGACAACCCUCUUAAUAGUCCCUUAAAUCUUCCAGGAAGUAGUAACCUCGUUUCACAUGUGCUUGGAGUUCAUAAUACUAUUGAAACUGAGGAUCGGAACCAAAAUAGCUCCCAUUUAGACCUACUAAAUAUAAAUAGCCAAGAGGUAAGCAUGAUAGAGCAUAAUACUUCCCAUUUGAAGGAUGAGCCGCAGAAGGAGACACAAAAAGAUCUCCAAGGGCUUAUUACAAUCCUUGAGAAAUUUGAAUAA